This is a messenger RNA of Acanthopagrus latus (yellowfin seabream), 1650 nucleotides long. RefSeq names its product C-type mannose receptor 2-like. Lineage: Eukaryota; Metazoa; Chordata; Actinopteri; Spariformes; Sparidae. Bases 122 to 1231 code for a protein of 369 amino acids. The record is from RefSeq and is a predicted model, not a curated record. The transcript is spliced from 5 exons.
AUAUCUGGCUUCACAAUAUUAUAUUCACAAAGUGGUCUUUAAUCUCUAAUCUGCUGAGAAACUAAACGACAGGAGCAAUCAAUAUAAUUCAAUAUUUUAUUCCCUGUACAACAGAAUUCUGAUGAUGAUGACGAUGAUGAUGGAGAGCGGCUCGUCAGGACUCUUCCUCCUCCUCCUCCUCCUCACCAGUGGUGCGUCUGGACUGGGAUCAGUGCUGUGGAUCGGUUUCAACUACUACUCACCUCCCUACACCUGGAAGAACGCUCAGAGUUUCUGCCGGAGUCACUUCGUUGACCUGGCCACCAUCUAUACGCAGGACAACACAGGCUACAUGAACAUAGAGGAACAUAAAGCAUGGAUCGGCCUGCACAGGCAGUAUGGCAACGACUCCACCCUCUGGUACUGGAGUAACGGACAGUUGAACUACUUCUGGCGCUGGGCAGACAACCAGCCAGGCAACGAUGACUGUGCUGUCGUCAAUAACAGACAGAAAAAGUUUUAUGGCUCCAAUUGCGACGGACGUAACUUCUUCAUCUGCCAUAAGAUGAAAAGCAGUGGUCCUGAAUACACGUUUGUACCACAGUUGAAGACGUGGUCUGAAGCUCGGGAGUACUGCAGUAAUAAUUUUGACGAUCUGGCAACUAUCAAACUGGAUUACCAAAUGGAUAAGGCUGUCUUGGAUUGGGACUAUCCAGUCUGGACUGGACUGUACAGAGAUGGGGGAACGUUUAAGUGGAGCACAGGGGUGUCCACGUUCUUAGACUGGGCAUCAGGCGAGCCAAGGAACAACGGCGACUGUGUCUCCAUCCUCUCUCAUCAAAAAAAGAUGGCCACCCAAGACUGCUCCGCCCUGUUUCCCUUCGUCUGCUUGAGGGACAAUCUGGUCCUGGUGAAGGAGAACAAGACCUGGGAGGAGGCGCUGGAACACUGCCGAGGCCUCGACCCAUCGAACCCUCGCUACGAGCUGCUCAGCAUCCAGCCCGAAGUCGACCACAUGUAUGUGAUGACCACGGUCAUGCAGAGGGCCGUCACUGAGAAGGUGUGGACAGGUCUCCGGUUCCUGGCCGGUAAAUGGUUGUGGGUGAACGUAGCUGAUCAGCUGUACUCUGAUCUGCCCACCUGCCCCGCCACGAAGGAUCACUGCGGAGCGCUAUCCAAGAAUGACACCGGCCAAAUGGAGACCACGGACUGUACGGAAAGGUUAAACUUCCUGUGUUACAGGAGAUGGUGAACGCAUCACUGACCACCAGAUCUCCUCUGCAUCGGAAAACUUCACGUUCACGUGCUUUUCCACUUGUUCCAGAGCUUAUUCAGAUGGUAACACAUUAGUAGAAUGUCAAACGUAGGAGUAACUAUACAAAAACUUUAAGAGAAAAUGAGAAUAUAAAGUGUGAUUUUCUUUUGUUGUCUGUUGUCUGUAAACUUUUUGACAAAUCUUCUAGCCAAACUCUGUUUAACAAGUGGAUCUCUCAUUAACUUAGUUAUGUUUUAGCUCAGUUAAAGUUAUCAACUGCUAAAAAAAACAAUGAACCAUCUCAACUGUGGUAGGUUGUUUGUGUGUGUAACUCAGUUUAUUAUUGGUCACAGAGCAAAGUUUCACAGUAAACUGAUAGUUGAACAUAAUCAGAUAAUAAAGCAAAUUUGUUUUUA